Molecule: messenger RNA, 747 nt
Organism: Laetiporus sulphureus 93-53
Lineage: Eukaryota; Fungi; Basidiomycota; Agaricomycetes; Polyporales; Laetiporaceae
Product: S-adenosyl-L-methionine-dependent methyltransferase
Exons: 5
Coding region: 1-747 (248 amino acids)
Biological process (GO): peptidyl-lysine monomethylation; peptidyl-lysine dimethylation
Cellular component (GO): cytoplasm
Molecular function (GO): protein-lysine N-methyltransferase activity
Source: RefSeq, a predicted model, not a curated record
AUGUCCGACUACUCUAUUGAGUUGGCGCCAUCCGAGCUCGGGACGAAAGAACACUGGGAUAAUGUGUACUCAUCAGAGUUGUCAAAUUUUGAAGAAAUCGGCGACGAAGGAGAGAUAUGGUUUGGAGAGGACAGCGUAGAGAAGAUGGUAAAAUGGGCCAUGGGCAACGUGCCGCCUGAAACCGCUCCCUUCGUCCUCGAGGUCGGCGCUGGAAACGGCAAUCUGCUCUUUGCGCUGCGCAAGGCGGGAUAUGCAGCGGAUCGGAUAUGCGGCGUGGAUUAUAGCGAAGACGCAGUUAAGCUCGCUCAAGCAAUCGCCACGUCCAGGGAGCACGCAGAUGAAGCGGACGGCGAUGCGAGGGGUACCGAUGCUAUCCAUUUCGCUGUGUGCGACUUUCUGAGAGAGGACGUUCCCCUGCUGCGCGAUAUGCCAUCCCAGCACGAGGGACCUGCUAUAUGGGAUCUCGUAUUGGACAAAGGGACCUUCGAUGCAAUGGCGCUGGCGGGGAAAGAUCAGAAUGGCAUAUCAUUGGCCGAGAGUUAUCCGACUCGAGUGGAAAGGGUCGUAAAGCCCGGUGGAUUUUUUCUUAUAACCUCCUGCAACUUCACUGAAGAGGAGCUCAAGUCCAAGUUCACAAUCCCGGAGACCAGGUUGCGCUAUCACUCUACGAUAUCGUUUCCAACGUUUUCUUUUGGAGGGAAGAGCGGAAAUGUGUACUCGAGUGUAGCAUUCGAGAAAGCAGAUUGA